Ostrinia furnacalis (Asian corn borer) is the source of this 2286-nucleotide messenger RNA. RefSeq lists its product as uncharacterized. Lineage: Eukaryota; Metazoa; Arthropoda; Insecta; Lepidoptera; Crambidae. Bases 177 to 1475 code for a protein of 432 amino acids. The record is from RefSeq and is a predicted model, not a curated record. The transcript is spliced from 5 exons.
AUUCAGUCACUGCGUAACACUAAGGUGCUAACCUUUACAUUGUGAAAAUAUAUUAUUGGUGCAGUAAUUUAAAACAGUGUGACAUUGAUUGCGCUUUGAUGCUGCCAUCCCCGGAGACGUGACAAAACCAAACAAUUGGAUUUUUGGACGAGAUGUGAUCAAUAGACAACAUCAAAAUGUUGCUAACAUUGUGCAAAUCGUGCCAGUACUGCCUGGAAACUAUGUACUGGAAUUGCUGUGAAGAAAGGUUUUGCUUCGAUAAGAAGAUAGCAACUUACAAACUAGAAGACGUGCCUCCAGCGUACACAAACGGCUAUGCCAACAUGGGCGCGUCCUUAGACAAUGUGGUGACGGCGCAGCCUAUGAACAACAACCACCUGCCGCCUGAAGCCAUCACCGGGAGGGAGAUCAACGAGUUACCGCUGCAUGCUGACAAACUUUAUGAGGUAUUCUCUAAGUCAUUAAUAUUUAGAGAUGAACACGAGUUGAAGUCCAAAGGCAGCAAUGAUUCGUUGGAUGACAUAGAAACUAAAUCAGAACCUGACUAUUUAUCAGACAAACCAAACAGGACCAAAGUGUACUUUGAAGACGAGGUGAAUUCGCCGGUGACAGACUUCGAAAUCAUGUUCAAAGAUGAGCUCAUGACAAACUAUGACAUGUUCAAAAUUGACGAAGAAGAAGAAAGUGACAGAAAGAGCCAAGACACUGAAGAAGGAUUGACUAUGAACGUUGUUGCUGUUAGGAAACAAGAUGUAGUUAAACCUAGUACCGUUACAAUGAAAGACGAAACGAAAAUAACAACGCAAAACCCUAUUUACAAAUACGAUCCAAUUUCGGUUGUCGCUUUACCUUCAACGUUAAGUUUACCUCGAGUGGAAAGUGUUAAGGGUAUUUUAAGAAGCAACAGUGCAAAGACACUUGAAAGGGUGGACAGUGGCAGCAGAUUGUCUAAGCCAAUGUUAAACAGAGUCGAAAGUCUUAAGAGUAUAGAUCCUACCAAAAUCAACAAAGUACUAGCCAGAGUGCCUCAUAGAAGUGCAUCUUUCCUGAACAUUCCACAGCAUUUAGCACCAGAGAAACCUCCGUUGAUAAAAUCCAAAUCAAUGGUAGGAGUAACGGCAGCGGGUGAUGCUGAAGUAAGACUGAGCAGUCUUCCAGAUACCCCUAUAAUUAAAAGUACGAAUCUACCAAGAUUCUUUGCGGACAGUCCAGCGAUUCCAGAAUACAAAGGUGAUACAAGUUUACAAAGCAUUAAGAAGAAAACAGAAAUGAUGUUCCAAGAAAAUGACUUCAGUAUGCCGAGGUAUUAUGGAACUGUGGCGAAGUCUACAGAAAAUAUUCCCGUUCAUGAGAGCAAGUCCAUGCCCGACUUGAGGAAUCCGGCUUCUAGUGGCAAAGUUAGUAAGAGACUCGUAAAGUUAAGAGGCAGGUUGAAGCCUUUAGUGAUUAGAAAGAGCUCUGAAGAAAAACUAUAGGAGUUAUUUAAUUCAUUGGCCAAAAAUAUCCACCUUUAAGUUAGUUUAAGUCUUUCUUCUACUUAAUAAUUACGAUACUAUACGUAAACUAUAAUUUAUAAUAUUGAUCUCGUGUGAAUGACAUAAUGUGAAAAUGUGUGUUCAGUUCCUGUAAUUGAAAAAACAAGAUUGGCAUUGAUUGCCUGAGGGUUCUUAUGAUUAUCUAUAAUACAAACACGCACGUUACAUUAUAAUUGAAUGUUUUGGCUUGAAUACCAAUAAUUCUUGUGUAUGUUUAACUAAAUGAAUAAAAUAUUGUCAGAGCCUUAUUGGUAAUAAGUAGAGUCUAAAACAAGUUUUUAUUAGGUGUGUUACAUGAACUAUUGAUUUGCAUGUUAUUUAAAUGUUCUUUUAGGCACACAAAGACGAACAAAGUAAAAUAACGAUCAAUCUCUAUUAAUUAAAUAAAACUCUUAAGAUGUUUGUGGUUGAGAUGUAAUCUAAUUACCUACCUUUACUUAUAUUAAUUUGAAAUAUUAUUAUCCCUUAUAAAAUAUUAUCAGUAUUUAUUGCUCAAGAUAUCGUACCUACAUGAAUGUGAUUGUAAUUAAGUUAAUUGUAAUAAUAAGUUGCAGCAAUAAUCUUGAUGCAAUGUAACAAAAAGUAUUAAUUUCACAAUAUUGUUGUAAAUAUUCUAGUCAAUUGUUAGUNUAAACAUCAAUUGUUAGUAAUAGGUAACUUCACUUUCGCCAAAUUUACUUAAUAAUAACUUAUUUAAGUCGUAAUAGAUCUGUCGAUUCGAACAUUUUCAUUAUUUAGUUAACAAAAUAUU